Messenger RNA from Gadus morhua (Atlantic cod), 918 nucleotides. RefSeq names its product transmembrane protein 220 (gene tmem220). The coding region runs from base 300 to 812 and encodes 170 amino acids. The record is from RefSeq and is a predicted model, not a curated record. The transcript has 6 exons. Lineage: Eukaryota; Metazoa; Chordata; Actinopteri; Gadiformes; Gadidae.
GCGUUAUGUCUGGUUCCAAUCUGAUAUCAGCAGAAUGCAUUACACCCAUUCGUCGUUAAAACGUACACGUAUCUCACGUCUGUUUGAAUAAUACCGCAACAAGGUAGGCAACAGAGUUUGGCCCCAGUGAGCCUUUCCGCUCUAAAGUCCAGGAUGCGAAGAAGAAGGAAUCGUUCAGCGGAUGGAUUGGAAAGAAGUUCUUUUUUAAACCCUUGGAUCGCCUUGAUCCGGAACGAUCAUAGACGGGAACGUAUUUGUUUUGGAUAACUGUAGUAGAGACACUUGCAAUAAUUACAGAGAUGAACGGAGACUGCAGAGGGAUCACCAACACAUUUAUUUUGGUUUUGUGGCAAGUUUGCAAUGUGUGCAUGUCUGUAUUUUUCGCUCUUGCAGCCUAUGUACAGAUAAAUGAUCCCGACGCAGGGCUGUGGAUGGUUGGAUACGCCGUUCCUGCAACUCUUUGUAUGACUAUCGGGCUGAAACCCCAGGUGACAGAAUGGUUGGCGUGGAGGAAGAUUGCUGAUCUCCACGUGAUGGUUUCAACCUCCGUGCUGGGCAUGUUGGGUUGGACCUUAUAUAGAGAACGCAUCACCAAUUUGUUCCAGCAAGAGGAGGGGAGAGAAUUUUCCGGACUAGUGCUGACUGUAAUCUGGCUUCUGUUGUGUCGCCACUCCGGAAGGGGGCCUGUUGGAAUUCUGCGAGUGUCCACUGCCACAGCCAUCACAGCCUUCCCCUUUGUAGCGUGGAUGUACUACUACCACAACAAGGAGCUCACAGCCAACUGGCCCUCGCACUGUCAGACGGCCAUCUAGAGCCCACCCCCCUGCCUGUUUACUUUUUAUAUAAUAUACGACUCUUAAUCAAGGCGAUCAUGGACUUUCAAAACAACAUUGGGACAUUAAACUGUUCUUCUCUAAA